Messenger RNA from Vicia faba (fava bean), 1617 nucleotides. NCBI's taxonomy places the organism in Eukaryota, Viridiplantae, Streptophyta, Magnoliopsida, Fabales, Fabaceae. The record is from the annotation of a GenBank genome assembly.
AUGGAAGCUACGAGGCGCUGGCUUAGUAAGUUCAGGUCAAAAAAUAAGGAAGCUGCAAGCAAGGCGAAAGAAGGGUCGAAACCACCGAUCAAUGAAGAUCCGCCUUCAAGUGCAACUCAACAGAGGGUUGAAGCGGCAAAGCAUUACAUAGAAAAUCAUUAUAAGAAGCAGAUGCAGAGCCUGCAGGAGAGGAAGGAAAGACGUAAUAUGCUAGAAAAGAAAUUGGCUGAUGCUGAAGUCACCGAGGAAGAGCAGAACAAUUUGCUUAAGUAUUUGGAGAAAAAGGAGACAGAGAUCAUGCGCCUUCAGAGACAUAAGAUGGGGGCUGAUGACUUUGAGCCCAUGACUAUGAUUGGGAAGGGUGCGUUUGGAGAGGUUAGAGUCUGCCGGGAGAAGGCAACUGGGCAUGUAUAUGCUAUGAAGAAGCUUAAGAAAUCAGAGAUGCUUCGUAGAGGACAGGUUGAACAUGUCAAAGCUGAGAGGAACCUUCUAGCAGAAGUUGACAGCAAUUGCAUUGUAAAGCUUUAUUGUUCUUUUCAAGAUGACGAGUAUUUAUAUCUCAUAAUGGAGUAUCUACCUGGUGGAGAUAUGAUGACACUGCUAAUGCGGAAAGAUAUACUGACUGAAGAUGAAGCUAGGUUCUAUAUCGGGGAGACUGUGCUAGCCAUAGAGUCUAUUCAUAAACAUAACUAUAUUCAUAGAGAUAUCAAGCCUGACAACUUGCUGCUGGAUAGAAGCGGUCACAUGAAAUUAUCAGAUUUUGGAUUAUGUAAGCCGCUCGACUGUACUAACCUUCAAGAAAAAGACUUAUCUGUUGGAAUUAACAGAAGCGGAACACUUCAAAGCGACGGACGUCCAUCGGCUCCUAAACGAUCACAACAGGAGCAACUACAGCAUUGGCAGAAAAAUCGCAGAAUGCUGGCCUAUUCUACGGUUGGUACGCCUGAUUAUAUUGCUCCAGAAGUUCUGUUGAAGAGAGGAUAUGGUGUAGAAUGUGAUUGGUGGUCUCUAGGAGCCAUAAUGUAUGAAAUGCUUGUGGGGUAUCCACCAUUUUAUUCGGAUGAACCAAUGGCAACUUGUAGAAAGAUUGUAAAUUGGAGAACAACUUUAAAAUUUCCAGAAGAAGCUAAACUAUCACCAGAUGCAAAGGAUCUUAUUUGCAGACUCCUAUGUAAUGUGGAGCAGAGGCUGGGAGUCAAAGGAGCUGAUGAAAUAAAGGCUCACGCAUGGUUCAAAGGCGUUGAAUGGGACAAGUUGUACCAAAUGGAAGCUGCUUUUAUGCCUGAGGUCAAUGAUGAACUAGAUACUCAAAAUUUUGAGAAAUUUGAAGAGGCGGACAAGCAAACUGAACCUUCCUCAAAGGCAGGGCCGUGGAGAAAGAUGCUUCCGUCUAAAGAUAUUAACUUUGUUGGUUACACAUACAAGAAUUUAGAAAUUGUGGGCGAAAGUGUAAUACCUGGAAUUGCUGAAUUGAAGAAGAAAACGAAACCGAAAAGGCCAUCUAUUAAGUCCUUAUUUGAUGAUGAAUCAGCCAAGGCUUCUUCUAAUCAACCUGCUAGAGGGAGCUUCUUAAAUCUGUUACCUCCUCAGAUGGAAGUGCCAGAGAAAAAUGAAUGA